This is a messenger RNA of Acanthocheilonema viteae, 198 nucleotides long. The record is from the annotation of a GenBank genome assembly. Lineage: Eukaryota; Metazoa; Nematoda; Chromadorea; Rhabditida; Onchocercidae.
AAACGAGUAUUGCUAUAUGGACCAGAAGCAUGCGCACUAAAGAAAACGGAAGGAGACGAUGGAGUAUGCUUGAUGCGUAGAGAUCGAUGCAUCCAGGCCUGUUGGUUAUCAGCCCGAAAAUUGCUCUUCACGACUCCAGUUAUGCUUGCCGAACCUUCUCAGACCGCUUUUCGACUUAAACGUUACGGCCUAAAUUGA